Messenger RNA from Procambarus clarkii (red swamp crayfish), 1709 nucleotides. It is a transcript of the gene Pex11ab, whose product is annotated as peroxin 11. Lineage: Eukaryota; Metazoa; Arthropoda; Malacostraca; Decapoda; Cambaridae. The record is from RefSeq and is a predicted model, not a curated record. Gene Ontology annotation, biological process: peroxisome fission. Gene Ontology annotation, cellular component: peroxisomal membrane.
ACGUUAAUUAUGACAAGUACUAUACACGUGGACCAGCCACAAGUUCCUGUGUGUGAGACACUUGUUGGUUGUGUUGGCUCUGAAGCUCCUGGUCAAGUCGCCCCACUCCACCAUUAUAUCUGCAUCAAAAUCAUGUUUCUCCGUUAUUUCUGCCAGUGUGAGUCAUGGACUCGUGGAUCAGGCUGAAUGCAAGCACAACGGGAAAGGACAAGCUUAUAAGGCUGAUUCAGUACCUAAGCCGCUUUGUCUGGCACAACUUGGAGCACAGGAAGAACCUGAGGGAUGCUGUGGCCCGCCUCAAGAUCCUGGAGAGUGCUUUUUCUUCCUUUAGAAAAUUGUUACGCCUAGGAAAAAGUCUUGAAGUUCUUCAUGGAGCUCUGCGCACACAACACCUUCCAAACUUGGUCCUGCGUGUCCUCCUCACCUUGUCUAGGAUCUACCAGACCUGCUUCCUCAUGGUUGAUCACAUCAUCUGGGUCGGCAGAGUUGGUCUCUAUGAUAUCAACAAGCAGAAAUGGUCAGAUUAUUCUAAUAAGUUUUGGCUAGGGUCUAUAUUUCUGAAUUUGCUUAGGGAUAUAUAUGAAAUUUUUCAGAUUUUGCAACAGCAGGUUCAGUGCCGGACUCCAGAGCCAUGCCUGUACAAAACUAUCCCAAUCAUAAAAGCAGCUUAUGAUUACAUUCCAGUAACAAGACCAGUGGUACAAUUUGCUGAGGGCCAUCGAGAUAUAUUUUGGGAUAGCUUAAAGAACAUCUGUGAUAUAUGGAUUCCUUUAACUAGCCUCGGUCACACGAGACUUUCUCCGGGAAUGGUAGGACUCCUGGGAAGCGUUUCAUCAUUUGCUGGUCUAGUGGCUGUCUUAGAUCCAUUAGCAAAGCUGGUUCCUACCUAAGGCUAUAACUAUUUCAACUAAAUUACUCCAUUUGAGUGAGAUAUUCCAAACUAGAUUUAAGAAUACAAUAUUGUUGGCUCUUCAAGCCUUUAAAAGCUAAAGCUACAUAGUGACCCACACAUUGUCUUUAUUGGUAGGUUCAAGAAAUUUCCUCAGAAAAAGUACAAUAUAAUUUAUUUUUAGUAGUCCUAUCUUCAUAUCUUUACACCAUUUUUAUAUGAUAAAUUAGAAUUUGUUAAAAAAAAAAAAAAAAUCCAUAUGUCCUAUUCCUGGGUUCAUAAUUGACACCUUGUGUUUGAUCAAAGCAAUGGAGACUUGCAGGGAAUAAGUCACAAUAACAUAUAUGAAAAUCAACACCCCCAACCCACAUGAAACAAAAAUAAAAUGACCAAAACAUCAUCAUUUAACCUUUCUUUUCACGUGUGUGUGUGUGGGUUGCAUUAUUAUUGGAGACUUUGUACUGUAUCACAACAAUGUACCUUCUUGUCUUCUUGUAUAUACAAGAAGGUACAUUGGACUUAUGAGAGUAAAUAGGAUUGAUUUUUUUUACAUUCUUGUAAAGCCACUAGCAUGCAUAGCAUUUUGGGCAGGUCCUUAAUCUAACAGAUAGUUUUAAGUAGGUAAUUUGUUGAAAAAAUUGAAGAAUGUUAACAGGUACAUUGUAAGAAUAUUUGAAGAAAAUUAAUAGGUACAUUACUGUAAAAUUUGAGAAUUCUCAACAGGUACAUUGUAGUAAAAUUUGCAUUCAACACAACAAUCAUGAUGUAAGAUGAUAGCAGUGAUUACAGUGGUGGUGAUGUAUGAUGCAGGCACAUAUAU